AUGGACCAUCUGGAGAGGUUCGAGGAUCUAGUUUCUGCUAUCAAAGCCAAUGGAGUUCCUGAGGACUAUAUGUUUUGCAAGCUCUUCAAGUACUCACUUGCUGGAGAGGCCUCACACUGGCUUAAGCAGUUACCACCAGGAUCUCUUACAUCCAGGGUCGAAAUCAAGAAUGCAUUCCUAUGCCACUUCUUUGAUGAGGCACACGCUGAAGACUUAAGGAGUAAUAUUGCUACAUUCACGAAGGAGCCUACAGAGUCAUUCAGAAGCUCCUGGAUCAGAUUAAAGUCAUAUCAGAGAGAUUGUCCACACCAUGGAUUCAAUCGAGUGCAGCUACUCAGCACUUUCUUCAGCGGCAUGGCAUAUCAGAUGGCUCUAGACUCAGCUAGGGAUGGAAACUUCAACACUAGGAAUCCAGAGGAGGCGAUCAGACUUAUUGAGAACUUGGCAUCCAACAACAGCACCAAGAACACUGAUUUCAAGAAGAAAAAAAUCACCCAUGCCCUAGGGAAGGAGCAGUUGGAAGAUGUAAAAGCUAAGCUGGAUAGUGUUCACAAGCUUCUCAAGAAACAAGUUAGCUUUGCAGAGGAUGUAGAAGCUGUACAUGUCAACAACGACAUGGACGAAGAGGAGGAUGUGAACUUUGUCAGUGGUUCAGGUUUUCAGAAUCAGAGGUCUGGAAAUCAGAGUGGAUACAGAAACUGCUAUGGCAAUGGCCAGAAGAGUGGAUACAACCAGAGUUCACAGUACCAGAAAACCUACAGCAGAAACUACAACAUCAGCAACAAACCUUAUGAAAAUUCAUACUACCAAAAUCAACCACAGCAGACUUGA
Brassica napus (rape) is the source of this 831-nucleotide messenger RNA. RefSeq lists its product as uncharacterized. The record is from RefSeq and is a predicted model, not a curated record. The transcript has a single exon. The coding region runs from base 1 to 831 and encodes 276 amino acids. Lineage: Eukaryota; Viridiplantae; Streptophyta; Magnoliopsida; Brassicales; Brassicaceae.